Aureobasidium musti is the source of this 1122-nucleotide messenger RNA. Lineage: Eukaryota; Fungi; Ascomycota; Dothideomycetes; Dothideales; Saccotheciaceae. The record is from the annotation of a GenBank genome assembly.
AUGGGUUACGAAUAUCACACAUCUUCUACGACACCGCCACCUCCUGGCUAUGGAUAUUAUUCACCACGAUAUUACACGACAUCUCCACCAAAGACGUCGGCGCACAAGCAUACUCGACGGGCCACGCAGGACUACUCUUAUCCUUCGACCAAGACAACAUCUUAUUACUACCCCGAUGCAUACGGCUAUUCCGGGUAUUCGCGAAAGCCUGAACAUGUAAGUUCGAGUGACCGAUACGCUCGGCAAGGGAAGGCAGAGUCCGGCGCAAGACGCGCAUCGACGACCUAUGUCUACUCGGAUGGCCGCUACUACGCCUACGUGACCGAAGACGAGAUCCCGCCGGCCUACUCGCGCGACCCGCGCAAGCACACGCCACCGCCGCAGUACUCCGAGGCUGAUGAAUAUCCUUACUNNACCAGCACUAUCAAUCCACCCCUCAGCCUCGGCCAGAACCCCAACCGACGAGAAAACAGAGAGCUGCUUCCUAUUCUACUCCAAGGCAAUCGGCACCUCGCGACCCACCGCCCCCAAACCUCGUCAGCAACAACAACCACCCCUAAACGCGCCACCGCCACCGACCGCGAUGCGCGCGCAGCUGGCAUCCCCGCCGGCUACAACUUCAAAAACUGGGAUCCGAAUGAAGAACCCAUCUUACUUCUCGGCAGCGUGUUUGACGCAAACAGUCUCGGAAAAUGGAUCUAUGAUUGGACAGUCGCUUUCCACGGCCCCUCAACCGCGUUUGCAGAAAUGGCAGGCGACCUCUGGCUCUCCCUCAUCCAACUAGCCGGCAAAAUCAAACGCGCCGAAGAAUCACUGCCCAAAAUCCGCCGCCGCGAUGACCGCGAACUGCUCGACGAUUUCCUGGACAGUGGCGAACGGCUGUGGGAAAGGUUUAACAAGCUACUAAAAGUGUGUGAGAAACACAUGCUCAAGACUGCAAAACGGGAGCGCGGGAGUGAAAAGCUGUACAUGGGAAACAAUUCUGGCAGAGAGUUUGUGGAGACGAUAUUUGGCAGGGACAGAGAGUUGGAGAGGACGGAGAAACUCACGACGGGGAUUCGGCUGUGGAGUAUGCGAUUUGAUGCCAAUUGUGAGGNNGAUGUGUUGAGGGCUUGUCGUUAG